Messenger RNA from Sardina pilchardus (European sardine), 1146 nucleotides. RefSeq names its product polymeric immunoglobulin receptor-like. Gene Ontology annotation, cellular component: plasma membrane. Bases 58 to 1146 code for a protein of 362 amino acids. The transcript is spliced from 6 exons. The record is from RefSeq and is a predicted model, not a curated record. Lineage: Eukaryota; Metazoa; Chordata; Actinopteri; Clupeiformes; Clupeidae. Gene Ontology annotation, molecular function: transmembrane signaling receptor activity.
AAUUGCCUAAAGCAAGCAGGGUUGACAACUAGUAAAUGGCGUUAAUGCUCAUUCAGAAUGAAGAGGGUCUUAUUUUUCGCUCUAUGCCUUAUUUCAGUACCAGGAAGAAUUGCAAAAAGUGAAAGAAAACUGAAAGCUUUUCUAAAUGGUGGAGUACUAAUUUUCUGCAAAUUUGGAGACAAAUUUAGAGAAAAACAGAAGUACUUUUGCAAAGGCAACAUUUCAACCUGUCCUAACAAUCGACUAGCUAACAACAGCAGAGUCUUCCAGUAUGAGAACACUCACAGGGACUAUUUAACUAUUCUCAUAACAAACAUCACCUCAAAUGAUACUGGAACUUAUCACUGUGGAGUUGAAGAUGGAAGCUCAGAUGAUCCAAUGUCUUUAAAUGUAAAACCAGGUGACUGCUGUGACACACCUAUUUCAAUUCAUGGACAAGAGGGAGGAACAGUCAGCAUUCGGUGCAAGUACCCAGCAGAAUCCAGAGAAAAUACCAAACACUUCUGUAAACAGCAUGAGAAGUUCAUUGAGUCUGAUCUAAUUGAGUCAAAACCAUCAGAUAUAAAUGCAAAGUAUUUAAUGUCUCAAAAUGAAAAUAGAAACAUCUUUACUGUGACAAUACAUGAGCUGGAGAUGAAGGACGCUGGGAUCUACUGGUGCGGAGUUAGAACUGAUGGAUACAGCGUGGCUUUGACCAACAAAGUGAAUCUACAGAUCACAGGAAGUGAAAGGCAAGUAAUUCAAGUGAAAGGAUAUCCAAGGGGAGGCAUCGUAAUCCUUUGCAAAUUUGGUGACCAGCGUCAACACAACCAGAAAUACUUCUGCAAGGGAAAUGCUACAACCUGCUCUUACAAUCGCCUCACACGUGACUCUGACAGCAGAUUCUUCCAGCAUGGUCAGGUUCUCUGGGACUUCCUAACAGUCGGUUUUACAAACCUCACCUCAGGCGAUGCCGGUACUUACCACUGCGCAGAAAAUGAAGAAUUACACACUGAAGUCCGUUUGAGCAUAGAAAAUGAUGACUACUGUGACCUACCCGUAGAAGAAACUCGAGAGAAAGGAGGAAAUGUGUCUAUUGCAUGCCACUACCCUGAGGAAUAUAGAGACCACACCAAGCAUCUCUGUGAAGCACGGGCGGAGUGGUAA